ACCCAAAAAAUCCCUGCAUCUAUCUGCAAUGGCAUCAACAGCAAAAUCCAUAGCUCAAACCCUAAGGCGAUACAUAAAAAAGCCAUGGGAAAUCACCGGUCCAUGCGCCGAUCCAGAAUACAAAUCCGCUCUCCCUCUCGCCGCCGAUUACCGGCCGUUCUGUCCGGCGACGGAGCCGGCGAAGGCGAUCGUUCCGACUUCCGAUCCGGAAACAGUGUUUGAUAUCAAGUAUUUCUCACGCGAUCAACGCCGUAACCGUCCGCCAAUCAAACGUACGGUAUUGAAGAAAAACGACGUCGUUAAGAUGAUGAAGGAGAAAACAUUUGAUGUUAGUGAUUUUCCGCCUGUUUAUUUGACAAAAGCUGUUGAAGAAGAUUACAAUGCUUGUGGUGGUGGUUAUGUUAAGUAAUCAUUUUUAUCUUUUCAUCAGGUUAUCUGGUGGGACUCUGGGAUGACUUGCCUGCCACCAAUAAAUCCAAUGAAGUUGUCUCUUAUAUUCAUCAGUUACAAUCCAAGCUGUUGUAUUGGGUAGUUUUUGUUGUAAUGGUGUGCACAAUUAUAUUCAUGUUUCCUUUGUUACUCUAUUUGUGUCUGAUUUCAUAUAUUCCUAUGACUAAUGAACUUGGUCUUUUGAUGCUGGUUAUCAAGGCUUUGUUGAAAAGUUAA
Messenger RNA from Erigeron canadensis, 666 nucleotides. RefSeq lists its product as uncharacterized. The record is from RefSeq and is a predicted model, not a curated record. The transcript is spliced from 2 exons. Lineage: Eukaryota; Viridiplantae; Streptophyta; Magnoliopsida; Asterales; Asteraceae. The coding region runs from base 29 to 409 and encodes 126 amino acids.